Molecule: messenger RNA, 1240 nt
Organism: Amorphotheca resinae ATCC 22711
Lineage: Eukaryota; Fungi; Ascomycota; Leotiomycetes; Helotiales; Amorphothecaceae
Exons: 1
Coding region: 57-1025 (322 amino acids)
Source: RefSeq, a predicted model, not a curated record
UAGGCAUUGCGAUUACACACGGGCUAUCAGAUGCCCAAUCAAUGUGUACUUUUCUGAUGGACUGGGCCUCCAUCAGCCGUGCUCUUCACUCAUCUGCACCACUGCCAUCUCCGUCUCCCCUUUUUGAUCCACAUCGUCUAGAUGCCGCUGCAGCAGGGGAUAUCGACGCUGAAUUUCCAGAUCCAGCCCUCAUUGAACAAGCUCGCAAGCUGCCCCUCCAUCGGUUCGAUUGGUAUAAAGAAGUGCCCAACCAGCCAUGGCCAGUCCACACGCCUGAAGAUUUUGAUCACACUACCCUCCUAAGUCCCAGCGACCCUAUCCCCUGGGAAGACUGGGACACGAAAGCUCCCGUAGCCCAUCGCGUCCUGCAUUUCAGCGCCGCCGAAAUCCAACACAUCCACAACCUCGCCCAACCCUCCUCCACCGAUCCCCAAGUCUCCAAGCACGACGCCCUGCUAGCGCACAUCUGGACGCGCAUCAACCUCGCCCGCCAACUCCCCGCUUCAACUACCACCUAUCUAAAUCUGACAUUCGGUCUCCGUCCCCGUCUUUCCCUCCCGCAGAACUUCCUCGGUAGUCCCAUCAUGAUCACCGCCAUCCCCACCAUUCUCUCCUCCUCCUCCUCCUCCUCCCCGCCCCCGCUCUUCCAAACCGCAAGCACCAUCCGCACACAUCUGCAAGCCUUCACGCGGAGCGCCAUCGCCGCCGUGCUCCACGACGCGGCCUACGAAGUCUCCCCGCAACGCCUGUGGCGCGCUUUUCUGGGCCGCAAACAUGUCUUGCAGACGACGUGGGUCGGUGCUGGUGCGACGGAGGUGCACUUUAUAGGCGGUUCGGCGAGCCCUAAAUUAAGAUUUGUAAAGCCGGAGAUGGGGGGUGAUGGGUUGGUUCUGGUUAUUGAAGGGCUGGGGGAGAAUGAAGGGCAUUGGACGGCUAAUGGGGCGGAUGUGAUGGUGUAUUUGGAGAAGGGGGCUAUGGAAAGGUUGGAAAGUGAUGAGGGAUUGUGGGGUGGGGGGGUUGUAUAGUUAGUUGGGAAAGUGUUUUCUUUCUUUUUUCUGGUGCUGAAUAGAGAAUUACUUUUGUAUCUGUAUAUCUAGAGCUUUAGAUGUAGAUAGGCUGCGCAGAAACCCAUGGGUCCCCACCAAAUGGGUUGGGUACCCACCCCAUGGGGUGGGUUAUAGUAUAUAGGACCCAACCCAUGGGUCCCCAAAUAAAUCCACGACCCAACCCAUGGGUACAG